This is a messenger RNA of Melitaea cinxia (Glanville fritillary), 1546 nucleotides long. RefSeq names its product protein mab-21 (gene mab-21). The transcript has a single exon. The coding region runs from base 77 to 1174 and encodes 365 amino acids. The record is from RefSeq and is a predicted model, not a curated record. Lineage: Eukaryota; Metazoa; Arthropoda; Insecta; Lepidoptera; Nymphalidae.
UAAGAACGUCUGCGUUCCGUGCGCGUGCGUGCACCGCCGCCGGACGAUGCGAACCGGGUGAAGGCACCCAGCCACCAUGCUCGUGCCACCUGAAAUGAUGGCCGCGCAAUCUAAGCUAGUCUACCAGAUGAAUAAGUACUACAACGAGCGCGUUGCGAACCGCAAGGCGCAAAUCGCCAAAACCAUCCAUGAAGUCUGCAGGAUAGUGCAGGACGUUCUCAAGGAGGUCGAAUUGCAGGAGCCGAGAUUUAUAUCCUCCCUCACCGACUACAAUGGCAGGUUCGACGGUCUAGAGGUGGUGUCACCUCACGAAUUCGAAAUCAUUAUCUACCUGAAUCAGAUGGGCGUUUUAAACUUCGUAGACGACGGCUCUCUUCCCGGCUGCGCCGUGCUCAAGCUCAGCGAUGGCAGGAAACGCUCCAUGUCCCUGUGGGUCGAGUUCAUCACCGCCUCAGGAUACUUAUCGGCGCGAAAGAUUAGGUCGAGGUUCCAGACUUUGGUAGCACAGGCUUGUGACAAGUGCUCCUACCGUGAUUGUGUGAAAAUGAUCGCGGAGACCACCGAGGUUAAGCUGCGUAUACGGGAACGAUACAUAGUGCAGAUAACUCCGGCUUUUAAAUGUGCAGGACUAUGGCCGAGGUCGGCGGCUCACUGGCCCUUACCGACGAUACCGUGGCCUCACCCUAACAUUGUGGCGGAAGUGAAAACCGAAGGUUUUGACUUACUGUCCAAAGAGUGUCUAACGUUGCAAGGAAAAAAUUCUGCGAUGGAGGGCGACGCAUGGGUUUUGAGUUUCUUUGAAGCUGAGAAUCGUCUUUUGCAAGGCGGUUGUCGGCGGAAAUGUUUGAGCAUACUGAAAACUAUUAGAGAUCGUCAUUUGGAUCUACCCGGGAACCCGGUUACAUGCUACCACAUGAAGACUCUGCUCCUGUACGAGUGCGAAAAGCAUCCCCGGGAACACGAAUGGGACGAGGCUGCUAUCGGUGACAGGAUAAACGGGAUCUUCCUACAGUUGAUAUCCUCGCUGCAGUGUCGAAGGUGCCCGCACUACUUCCUACCCCAUGUCGACUUAUUCAAGGGAAAGUCUCCAACGGCUAUGGAGAACGCCGCGAAGCAAGUGUGGCGACUGACGAGAGAGAUGCUCACGAAUUCUAGGGCCUUCGAAAAGCUGUGAACUGUUUGAUAGUAUUCCUUAUUCUUAGUGAGUGAGUGAACUAGUGAUGUACCGCUAAUAUUCUCGAGUCAUUUUAGUUUUUAUAAUCGGAUUAGUCGUGCGUUAGUUACUGAUAAGGGCGUGAUGGGUACGACGUUAGUUCGAGUUGUCGAUGUCAAUAUUCCAUGUGGAUCGAACAAACUGUAAGUAGACGUGAUACUAAUAAUUAUUAGGUCGUUUCAAAUAUUAUUUGUGAUAUAAUGUAAAUAGCUUAAUUGUUGUACAAUUUUAGUAAUAUUUAUUUAGAUGGAAAAGAAAAUUCGUGUAUUUAUUUGACUGAAAACUUUUAAAGUAGGUGUAUAAUCUAUAUUAUAAUAAAUAUUUGGAAAACAA